Molecule: messenger RNA, 552 nt
Organism: Cinara cedri
Lineage: Eukaryota; Metazoa; Arthropoda; Insecta; Hemiptera; Aphididae
Source: the annotation of a GenBank genome assembly
AUGGAAAACAGCAGUGGAGUUCCGAAUCCGAGCAGCGAGAGCAUUGAGGAUUCCAAAGCCGUUGCGACGGUCGAGCAUGGCGCGUGGCAGAGCACGAUAUACGCGCCUCAUAUCGGUUACAAAUUCGCGGAACUGUAUUACUCCGUAAUGCGUGUGGCACCCAGGUACGCCAACGAGUUUUACAACGAGCGCGGCCACUACCGGACGGUCUACGCAGACGGGUCGGCGUCCGUCGCGAGGACCCGGCUACAUGUAAAAGGCAGUUUGACGCGUCCCAUGUCCGCGUCCGAAUUAAUAGUUAAAUCUAUUAUUUCGAUGCCCUGCGGCGGGACGUCUGGCGGCCUGAUGGUCACCGUGAUCGGUGAGCGGUUCACGCAAGUAUUCGUCGUAAAGUACCGUCCAGAUCGGAUGUCGGGUUACGCCAUUGUGGCGUCUCUGACACGGUACAUUUCUGCCGGACCGGCCGCCGACCACCAGACUCCCGUAGUGACUUUCGCUGCCGAUGACUGCCGGGCUAUCACCGGCGCCGCUCGUGCGCCAGCGUUGGUUUAA